GGGCGCGGCCAGGCCGGUUCCGCCGGGGGAGAGGAAGAUGGCGGAGAGCCGGGGCGAGGUGGUGGCUCCGCCAUCGGGCUCCGCUCAGGGGCUCCCCGGCAGCACCGGGACCGCGCCCCCCAGUAGCAACCCGCUGUCCCGUAAGCUCCACAAGGUCCUGGAGACGCGGCUGGACAAUGACAAGGAAAUGCUGGAAGCUCUCAAGGCUCUUUCAACCUUUUUUGUCGAAAACAGUUUGCGCACCAGGAGAAACUUACGUGGAGACAUUGAACGCCGUAGCUUAGCCAUAAAUGAAGAAUUUGUCUGCAUUUUCAAGCAAGUUAAGGAGGAGCUUGAAAGUAUAAAUGAAGAUGUCCAGGCAAUGAGCAACUGCUGUCAGGACAUGACCAUUCGUUUGCAGGCAGCGAAGGAACAGACUCAGGAUUUGAUGGUGAAGACGACAAAGCUACAAGCAGAAAAUCAAAGACUAGAAAUGAAAGCACAAGUUGCUGGUGCUUUCAUAGAAAAAUUCCAGCUGACUCAAGAUGAAAUGAACCUUCUUCAAGGCACAAGAGAUGGCCCAAUUACCGAGGUAGGGAUUGAUAAGGGUGAGUGCAGGACUUUGACACGCAGUAGAAUCAUGUGACUUUCUCCAGUCUCACCCGGCAUGGAAGCCCUGCAAGAGCCUGUUCUGUAUAAGUACACCCUGGAUGAGUUUGGAACAGCUAGAAGAAGUGCAGUAGUCCGUGGUUUUAUUGAUGCUCUUACCAGAGGAGGUCCAGGCAGUACUCCCCGACCUAUAGAAAUGCACUCCCAUGAUCCUUUGAGAUAUGUAGGAGACAUGUUGGCAUGGCUGCAUCAAGCUACUGCUUCUGAAAAAGAACAUCUGGAAGCUAUGUUAAAGCUUGUAACUACUCAAGGUGUGGAAGAAAAUGUACAAGAAGUAGUUGGUCACAUCACAGAAGGUGUCUGCAGACCUCUGAAGGUCAGAAUUGAGCAGGUGAUUGUUGCUGAACCAGGAGCAGUUUUAUUAUACAAAAUAUCUAAUCUUCUCAAGUUCUAUCACCAUACGAUCAGUGGUAUUUUGGGAAACAGUGCAGCUACGUUGUUAACCACAAUUGAAGAAAUGCAUUUAUUAAGCAAAAAGAUAUUCUUCAAUAGUCUGAGCCUACAUGCAAGUAAACUAAUGGAAAAGGUUGAACUCCCACCACCGGAUCUUGGCCCAAGCUCUGCACUGAAUCAAACGCUCGCAUUGCUGCGUGAGGUUCUGGCAUCCCAUGACUCAUCUGUUGUGCCAUUGGAUGCUCGUCAAGCUGACUUUGUACAGGUUCUGUCUUGUGUGCUAGAUCCAUUAUUACAGCUAUGUACUGUGUCUGCUAGCAAUUUAGGCACAGCUGACAUGGCGACCUUCAUGGUAAAUUCACUUUAUAUGAUGAAGACUACCCUCGCUCUCUUUGAAUUCACUGACAAACGUCUGGAAAUGUUACAAUUUCAGAUUGAAGCACACUUGGAUACUCUAAUAAAUGAACAAGCUUCCUGUGUGUUAACUAGAGCUGGUCUAAGUUGCAUAUACAAAUCUGUGCAGCAGCACAAACCAGAGCAAGGGCCGCUAGCAAACUUGCCUAGCUUGGAUUCAGUGUCGCUGAAGGCUGCAAUGGUUCAGUUUGAUCGUUAUCUGUCUGCUCCUGAUAAUCUGUUAAUGCCACAACUCAAUUUCCUUCUAAGUGCUACUGUGAAAGAGCAGAUAAUAAAACAGUCCACGGAACUGGUCUGCAGAGCUUACAAUGAUAUAUAUGCAGCUGUGAUGAAUCCAGCCAACGAAUAUAAGGAUCCGGAAACCAUACUACACAGAUCUCCUCAUCAAGUUCAGUCACUUCUCUCAUAAACUUAUUUUCCAAAUUAUGUUGCAGAACACUUACUGUAAUGUUACUUAACAUUACAUUCCCUCAAUAUUAAAGCUUUCAAUAUUUGCA
Chelonoidis abingdonii (Abingdon island giant tortoise) is the source of this 1952-nucleotide messenger RNA. NCBI's taxonomy places the organism in Eukaryota, Metazoa, Chordata, Testudines, Testudinidae. The record is from RefSeq and is a predicted model, not a curated record.